UUUUGAUGCUCAUUUCCAACUGUUUCCUUGCAGAUUUUGGGUUGGACACGUGGCUUCAAAUCAUCCACACACAAUAGAAGAAGAAAACAAAUACCACCAUUCCUCCUAGAAAUUUUCCAGACCGGUGCUUCUGCUGCUUGGCUAUUUUCCAAAGCUUCAUCCACAUAGAAAUUGACAUUGACAAUGAAGAAGAAAAUAAAUUUCACCACUUGGAUGAGCAAACCUCACCGACCCAUAGGUUCAACUCGCACUCAUGAUGAUGGCUGGAUUUUAUUUUUUAUGCCCUGUGUUUUUGCAGCAAACAUGGAAUUUCUCACAAGAUAUAUAUACAUUUUCUAGAUGGAAUUACUAUUACACUAUUCUUUGCAUCAUUGUCGGCAUUGUUGCUGCCGUAACGCUGUUGAAGUUGGUAAUCCAAAGCUCUGCUUCCACCGUUGCAACUCCUGGCAGGCAGGCAGCAAUGGCAUCAUCCUGUUUUAGCAUGGUAUCGUUGUACGGAAGCUAUCUGCAGCGUUGUAUGUCGAGGGCUGGCCUCUCUUCCCAAACCAUGGACAUUGACGAUGAAACUACGCUCCACUUUUGGGGACCCAAUUAUUCAUCUUCAUCUUCUUCUUCUUCUUCAUCAAAGAAACCAAAGAAACCAGCAGUGGUUUUGAUUCACGGAUUUGGGCCAGAUGCGUUAUGGCAAUGGCGGAAACAGGCGGUGUUCUUGGCGCAUGAUUUCGAGGUAUACAUACCAAACCUGGUGUUCUUCGGAAACUCAACCACAAAAUCAGGAAAGAGGUCGGAGGUAUUCCAGGCAGAAUCAGUGGGAAAACUUGUAGAGAAGCUAGGGAUAAAGAGGUAUUCGGUAGUGGGGACAAGCUACGGGGGAUUCGUGGCGUACCGAAUGGGGUUGAUGUGGCCGGAGAGGGUAGAGAAAGUGGUGAUAGCCAGUUCAGGAGUCAACAUGAGUCCCACUGACAACCCGGACCUUCUCAACAGAGCUCAACUCCACAAGAUUGAGGACCUCAUGUUGCCUGCCUCCCCUUCCCACUUGCGCACUCUCCUCUCUCUCGCUGUUUUCAGGCCUCUCCACUACAUCCCUGAUUUCUUCUUAAAUGACGUCCUUCAUAAGUUGUACUCCGGAAACAGGAAGGAGAAGAUGGAACUCCUCAAGGGACUCACCCUUGGAAGGGACGAUACAGAGAAUUUAUCCCCUCUUCAGCAGGAGGUAUUGAUUGUGUGGGGUGAGCACGACCAGAUAUUUCAGCUGGAGAAAGCUAUCAAACUCAAGGAGUUUCUGGGAGAGAAGGCGAGACUGCAAGUGAUAAGCAACACUGCACACGUGCCCCAAAUUGAAGACCCAACCCACUUCAACAAUAUCAUCGAACUUUUCUUACAUGGAAAUGGCUGUUUUUGAUUUGAAUAAUAUUAGAUAUCAUGAAAUAUAUUAUGAAAAUUUUUCAUUCUUUAAUUAGUAUGUGGUGUUUUAUUAUAUGUGUAAUUUAAAGGUUGAUUAUUUUCAUGAUAUUUUCUUCUUGAUCCCUAA
Messenger RNA from Camellia sinensis, 1531 nucleotides. Its product is annotated as alpha/beta-Hydrolases superfamily protein. NCBI's taxonomy places the organism in Eukaryota, Viridiplantae, Streptophyta, Magnoliopsida, Ericales, Theaceae. The record is from RefSeq and is a predicted model, not a curated record.